CCCACAAUAAUAUCUCGAACAAGACGAACGCGAUCUCAGAUUUAUUCGCGUCCGCUCAAUCACCCGAAGAUCAAUACCAAGAACUCCGAGCCAUCCGAAAAAGGGAGAUAUUAUGCCUGGAAAAACCCUCGUGGUCCUCGGUUCGGGCCCGGGCAUCGGCGUGUCCAUCGCAUCGGCCUUCGCGGUCCGAGGCUUCACCCACGUCGCGCUGAUAUCGCGCGACGCGCAACGGCUCUCCCAGGACGAAGACAGCGUGCUCUCCGCCAUCCAAGAGAGGGGCUACACCUGCCAGGUGAAGACCUGGAGCUGCGAUCUGACGGAUUUCCAAGCUCUGCGGAAAGUUUUAGGUGAGGUGGAAGCGUUUGGCAGCUUGGAAUGCGUGCUGUUCAAUGCGGCGAGGGUGGGCGGGAAGCCGCCUUUGGAGGAAGGCACGGAGGAGAUGGAGAGGGAUUUUAGACUGACCAACCUCGCGCUCUACGAAACCUUCAAAUGGGCCCUUCCCAAACUGCAACAAUCGAACAACAACAACAACCACGAGAAUUCCUCUCCCUCCUUCUUCGUGACGUCCACCACGCAACUCUACAAGGAACCCGUCCCGGAACUCGUCUCGCUCUCUAUGGUGAAGAGCGCCCAACGCGCCUUGGUCCUAUCCCUGCACGCCAAGUACGGAGAGGAAAUCCACGUGGCGCUGCUCAGCGUGGGAGGGGUGGUGGCGCCGGAGAAGAGGAAUACCAGCCCCGAGGCGAUCGCGCAGCGGGCGUGGGAGUUGUACAAGCAGCCGCGGGGGCAGUGGGAGAGGGAGGAGGAGAUUCAUGAAUAGAGAAGAAAAGACCCUUUUCUUCUUUUCUUUUCGUUCUUCUUCCUGUCGAUGUCGUGCCAAUGCCUCUCCCUCUUUGUCGUUGCCGCCAGCUUGUAGGGUU
Molecule: messenger RNA, 920 nt
Organism: Dissoconium aciculare CBS 342.82
Lineage: Eukaryota; Fungi; Ascomycota; Dothideomycetes; Mycosphaerellales; Dissoconiaceae
Product: NAD(P)-binding protein
Exons: 4
Coding region: 113-820 (235 amino acids)
Source: RefSeq, a predicted model, not a curated record